Pararge aegeria (speckled wood butterfly) is the source of this 3341-nucleotide messenger RNA. Its product is annotated as zinc finger protein 391-like. Gene Ontology annotation, molecular function: DNA-binding transcription factor activity; RNA polymerase II cis-regulatory region sequence-specific DNA binding. The record is from RefSeq and is a predicted model, not a curated record. Gene Ontology annotation, biological process: regulation of transcription by RNA polymerase II. The transcript has 2 exons. Lineage: Eukaryota; Metazoa; Arthropoda; Insecta; Lepidoptera; Nymphalidae. Bases 351 to 953 code for a protein of 200 amino acids.
UAUUGUGCGAUGAACGUGUUCAGUGUGCAUAUGGAACCAUAGAUGCUCCGUGUGUGAAUGUCCAAUGUUUCCUUGCAAGGCGCGGGGGCAGAGGGACCGGUCGACGGUCGCACGCCCGACCCGCCGACCUUACGUACCGUUCACUGUACGCAACACGGUUCUUGUGUGUCUAAGUGCAUCUCCCAAUCAAGAAUGCAAGAGGGACAACUGUUGUGCUGAAAUAUCAGAAUUUUGUGCAAGAUAUGAUACCUAUUUAACAACUGUGCUUGACUGGAUCGUGUGAGACAUGUUGGCACGCGUCACUCCGGCCGGCAGGGCUCGGAGAAGGAAGCAGCAACUUUGCGUCUAGCAUGGCGGAAACCGCCUCUUUAUCGCAAAGUCCAAAAUACAUGUGCAAACGAAGAAGACUGUCACAGUUGCUUGAUAAACUCGCUGUUCAAAUACGUCAUAACAAUAAUCAUUACCCACCGCCACAUUGGCUCAUGCUGGACUCCCCUUGUUUCGAGACGAAACCGCCUGAAGACGCACCUCUCGACUUGUCUUUAAAGUCGGAAACACCGAAAGCGGUUCAAGAAACAUCCGGGUACAUGUGUGAUACUUGCGGCCAAACUUUCGCCGUCCACGAUCGUUUGACCAAACAUGUUGCUUCUCGUCAUAGGGAUAAGGCAACGGAUGUCGUGCGUGCUUACGAGUGUGAGAUAUGUCGGCGACGUUUCGCGCGCUCCGACAUGUUGACGCGGCAUGCUCGUUUGCACAGUGGUGUAAAGCCCUACUCUUGCUCUGCCUGUGGUCAAGUAUUUUCUCGCUCCGACCACCUGGCGACACAUCAACGGACACAUACAGGUGAGAAGCCAUAUCGAUGUCCAUCUUGUCCGUAUGCUGCAUGUCGUCGUGAUAUGAUCACCCGACAUAUGAGAACGCACACGCGGCGACCGGCGCCUACUGAGAUUUAAUGCCAUUACAAACAUAAUCGAGAAGCGGUGCGCUGCAGUUGAAAAAAUAUUUUGUGCCGUUAUAGUUAUCGUGAAUGUGUUAUUGUAGUUACUUAGUUAUGUAGGUACCUAUAUUUGUAAGAAGUUUUUUGUUUACUUUCUUUUUAAUUAUUAUUAUUAUUUAAUUGUAAUUUAUUAUAAGUAUUGAAAGUUUACUGAGGUAGGUAUUAGUCGAUUAACUAGAUAAAUAAAUACAGCCUAUAUUGCAAAAAAUAGAUAGGCACAACGAAUAAAAAUUAAUCAUUUAAAUCCCGCAGUUUAGUUUCCCUUGUCAUCUACGCGUCUUCUAACGCAUAGGCCUCCUCCCGGCGUUUCCAGGUGUAACAGUUUCCAGCUUUCUGUAUAGUCCAGCCAUCUGUUUGAUAUCAUCAACGCAGACAUCGCUUGCAGACACUGUUAUUUUUUUGUUUCUUCUUGACUGAGAUAAUUACUUACUUAGGUACCGUAAUAUCAUACAAUAGUAUUAUAGCAUUACUACUCGUACUUAUUGGAACCGAUCCUGUGGUACCAAAUCUCUAAACUUAAACUGAAUUAGCAGCACAGAUAUACCUAAUUAGGUACGUCGUAAAUUCAAUUUAAUUUAGAGAUUUGUGUUCAACUGAAUUGGCAAAUCUUGUUAUUGAGUGCUUGGUAUAUUAAUAUGUUGUUAUUUCGUUGCAUCUAAGUAUAGGGAGGUCCAAAGUUUUCGCAAAUUAGUUUAUAUUUUCUUUUUAUUUAAUAUAGGUACUUUUCCACCUUAAUUUAAUAUCCAACUGAUCCGAAAAAAACCCUUUGGUUCUAAUAUUUAUUAGUAGAUGUAUAGAAUAAUAACUUGUUUUCUGCUUUCGUUUUUCUUGUGGUUAUAUACCUAGAUAUUCCUAAAUACAUUUAAGAACUGUCUAUUUAAUACAAUCUAUUAACCCGUUUAUGCUGUUGAUCGUACCUAUAAUAGGUACCAAAUAAGUAGUUGUUAUUAGUGGUGAUCGUCCAUCAAAUUGCAUUUAUUGUGAGCUCAAAUGCCCAUUGUCACAUCCAGUGACGCUUCUAUGGCAGCCCGCACACACACGUCAAUAUUAUUGACAAUAUUAUGCAUAUUGUCAAUAAUAUUGCCUAGAAUGAAAGUAUUCGUUGACCGUGUGUGGGCAGCCUAAGGAUAAUACACAAUCAAUAAUAUUGUAACUAGUUAUAUUGACCGUUUGAGGGCAGUCUAAAAAUAACGAACAAUCAAUAUUUGCAAAGCUGAAAGCUGAAUCUAACGACAUAAUACACCACAAUCAGAUCAUUACUUCGUGUUGCAAUUACUUAAUACAGUAUCAUAUUAUCUAGCUACCAAAAUUACGAUCAUGUGUUUUGCCUCCAUGGUUUAUAUUAGGUAAGUCGGUAGGUACUUUUUUAGCGUUGUCCGAAAUCCGUCUAUUCAAAUUUGCUUUUGUUUUGUAUUGUAGGAAUGCUUAACCGUGUGUUUAAGAGUAAGACAUAUCACAUUGCUUUUAGUUUCGUAAAAACAAAAUUGCGACUGUUUUUGCUUGAGUGCGAAUUUAUUUGAUGGAAAAAUAUUUUUUAGUUUACUUUGCGCUAUGCGAUGUGUCUUAUGCUAUUUUUAAGACUUUGAUAUUCUUAAAUUGUUUUACCUCAUUGUUAAUCAUGCGUUAAUUUUGUGUUUUAUGUUAGUGAUUUGAUCUUUUUGUUUUAUUGAUUACUUAAUUAAGUUAUGGUCAUCUGUGAAUAUCUAAUGCUUGUGUAUAAACUAGGAAGAUUUAAAUGUAGGUACCUUUCGCACGAUUAACGCUGGUUCGUAAACAGAUAAACACUUUUGAGUAUGUCCUACCAUGCUUGGCUAAGUCAGUCUACGAUAGUGUGGAAUUUAGAUCCGAAGUAGGUCUAAAUUUUACAUCCCACUGUCCUGGCUCAAUUGCGGGUAGGGUAGGCAUACUUGUACGUACCGUGCGUAGGUAUAUUUGCUGUAGAGGAACCGUCAAAUCUAUAGUUUUAGUAACGAACUUGCGAUUACUGUUAUAAUUGUAAUUGGCUAAAUAUUACUUACUAGUAAAAGAGGGUCAAUAUUGGAAAGUGUUGCAAUCAUCAUAUUGUUAACCUUCAAAGGUUGCUUAAUAUCUUUGGUUUUUUCAAGGUGGUGAAGUUUAUAUGAAAUUGUUUGUUUUUGACCUGAUCGGAUUAUUUAUCAAUGGCAUUUACCCCUUAGUAUUUCUGUGGAGUAAACGUAAUUUUAAGAAUUAUUGUUUUAUGUUUAUUCUGUGAUAACUUAUAGUGGUUCAUACUUAAAUAACUAUAGGUACACUGUGUUUGGUUAAUAAUAGUGAGAAAACUUUUGUUUAUGAUGCUUGAAUAAAGGAUUUAAAAUAUAUACAA